GUGCAGGAGGCCAGUCAGUCAGUUGGUCUAGGUGAAGGUGUGACGGAGGGAGAGAGAGAGAGAAAUAGAGCACAGAGGAACACAGUGAUUUAAAUGGAGGGAAGCAGUGACGGAAUGAAACAGUGACCUACUACCACUACCACCACCACCACUACCACUACCACUACUGCUGUUACUUCCAUUUCUAGCGUUAUCGUAGUUACCUGACAAACCAACGAUGUAGUGAUACCAUGUGACAGUGACCUAUAACUACUACUCCUGCUACUACUGCUCUGCUGCUACAAUAUCUCCGCUGCCGUCCACUGCUCCUGCUACCUGCUCCCCACCACAGGACUGCUACUGUUCAUCCACCGCUAACAACUACCGCUGUUUCUUCCACUUGUUCCUCUCAAUACGACUGCUCCUGUUCUUCCUCCUGCUGUCCACUGCUACUACUGUUACGUUAUUCCUAUUCACAUUACUGCUGUUACUCUCUGAUUUCUGCUCUUGUUGUUUCCUUAAGUAACUUCCCCGCCACUGCCACCAUUUCCUCAUCCCUUAUCGCUGUUGUUGACUAAGUGACACAUUUCCACCACUGACAGCCACUCACGACUUGCUCAUUUCAGUAUCAACACCAUUUCUACCACUUACUCAGCCCCUUAUCGCUUCUACUACUUCUACUACUACUACUACAACUACUACAACUAUUACUACUACUACUACUUUUACUACUACAACUGAGACGUGUUCCUCCUCAAUCCCACUAACUCAUACCUCACUUACUUAGCCUUUACCACUUCUACUACUACUACUACUAAGGAUCACUUCUUCUCACUACCACUAACUGAUACCUCACUACUCCUCUCACUACUACCACUACCAUCACUACUCACUCCCCACCUACUGUAAAGCUAUAUAGUCAUCCCUCUCUGACGCCAAAGACUUAUCCCCUAUCACCACCACUACUGCCAUUUACUUACUCAUUCCCGACCCUUGACUUACUCACCGCCACCACCAUGACAGUCACUUACACCCAGAAGGUAUCCGACUGUAAAGGAUUCGGCUCAUUCUGGCGUCUCCUCUUCAGGUGGCGCGGCAGCCUGUACAAGCUGGUGUGGCCCGACACGUGUGUGUACUGCGUGCUGUACUUCCUGUGCUCCAUGGUCUACAGGUUCGGCCUGGACGAGGCGCAGCGCAGGAUCUUCGAGCACGUUGCCCUCUACUGCGACUACUUCCGUAACCUGAUUCCCAUUUCGUUCGUGCUCGGCUUCUACGUGAGCGUGGUGGUACAGCGAUGGUGGGAACAGUACCUCUCCAUCCCCUGGCCAGACUCCUUCGCCCUUCUCUGCACAGCUUACAUCGGCGGCAGGGGCGUGCGGGAGAGGAGCAUCCGCGCCACACUCCUGCGCUACGUCAAUCUGUCCUGCGCUCUCACGUUCGCUGCCAUCUCGCCGCGAGUCAGCAAGAAAUUCCCGAGUUACAAGGAGCUGCUGGAGGCUGGCUACCUCACGCCGCGGGAGCUGAAGGUGCUACAGAACCAGAAAGGCAGGUCGUCCGCGCCGCUCACGACCCUGCCUCUGAUGUGGGGGUGCAAGCUGGUGGCGGGGGCGCGGGCGUGUGGCUACGUGACGGACGACCACGGCCUCAGACUACUGGUGGACGAGCUGACAAAACUGAGGGACAAGGCGGGGAUGCUGGUGCGCUGGACGGACAUUAGUAUACCCCUCGUGUACACUCAGGUGGCCACGAUGGCGGUGUACUCCUUCUUCUUCUUCUCGGUGGUGGGUCGUCAGUUCCUGGACCCGGGGCAGCAGUAUGUCAACAGGACCAUCGACUUCUUCGUGCCCAUCUUCACGCUGCUGCAGUUCUUCUUCUACAUGGGCUGGCUCAAGGUUGCCGAGUCGCUCGUCAACCCCUUCGGUGAGGACGAUGACGACUUCGAACUUGAAUGUAUCCUUGAGAGACACUUGAAGAUGUCGUACCUCCUCGGGGACGUCACACCGAGCGACGACCCGCUGUUUGAGGACGACGAGGACGACGCACAGUGGCACAAAGUGUUCCCGGGGGCGUUCCCUCUACCCACCGAGGACCUGGCUUUCCUCACACACAAGAACCGGCGCGGGGGAGGCGUCGGCAACGGCGGUGAGGCAGGAGGGGGGCUGGAUGCGUGCAGUAGCGGCAUCAGGAGGCAGGAGAGUGACCUUGAGACCGCCAUCCUGUGUCCUGAAGAGACUGACCUGCCGGACACAGCUCGACGUCACUCCACAACCACCACCACAGGAUACGGCAGCCCUCGCCUCCACCACCACCCUCGCUACCGAAGCGGCCACCAACCCCACCACCACCACCGUCACCAACAGCAGCACUCCACAUCCACCCCCACCACCCCCACGGGCAGCAACAUCAACCUGUGCCCUUCCCCCAGCAGUGCAACGGCGGGCCCCACCAUCACCACCACCAACCCCACCCCGCCACACAGCCCCAGAGAGGUCGAUGCGCCGCGGGACACUGAGAUGCACCACCACCCUGCCUCCACCGCCCCCCCCACCACCACCUCCAACACAACCGCCUCAACCACACUGCCUGACCACACCGCCCCUCCAGGUUACACCCCAACACCGAGCCACCCCGCCCCGCCCACCUACACCCCAGCAUCCACCCAGGGCCACACACCGCCACCCUACCCCCCAACCAGUAUUCCAGAUCACACCAUCCCAGCCAACCAGGGCCACAGCACACCUCCCUCUCACACCCCACCCGCCUACACCCCCAACCCCAGCCACCCCCUAGACCAGUGCGUGCAGCGGCGCGUGUCACACCCCACGCCACCCUCCGAGAGAUUCAAAAUCCCUUUAGAGGGGAUUGUCAACCCUAUGUACAUGGAAUAGCCGCCGCCACCACCACCACCGCCGCCGCCUCCACAACGCCCUCCAAGUCUCUGCACGGGUUCUCAAUCUGAGGCACGCAAGCCACCAUGACCACGCUCCAGGAAAUUUGGGGUACACAAUGUAUGACUCGAAGCACCUGUUUGAUGCUGAAGGCUGAUUUAGCCACAUGAUGGUGCUAGGAAAAAGAUAAAACGGAUUAACUGCUAAGCUCCUUGAACUUACCCCCGAUCUCUGUGUCGUACAACAGAUGACAGACUAAACCAACUUAAUAUACCGUUUCUGCUUUACCCUUCUAUUGAUCCACUGAGUGAGAGGUUGCGUAACUAGCACCAAAGAUUCCCAGUGUUAGCUACAAGAGCUGAAAAGGUUUGAAAGCCAGUGAUACGAGAUAUUGUGCAGUCCUGGUGCUUGCACUUGACAGUCAUUGUGAAACGAAAAUAGUUGCACACUGAGCAAAGGUGUUUAAGGCACUGUGCCACGAACCACAUCACAAAGUUGACAGGUUUUGAGAAUGUAUGAAUACCUCGCAGUCAUAAAAUUCUGGUCACUGAAGUAGUUCCUUACAUAGCAUGAACGAAUUCUGAUGUAAGUACCUUGCAUUCGUAUGUAUAGUCUUUAUUUAGAGCAGCAGCUCAGAUGUCAGUCGUGUAAUAAUUGUGACGCACAACCCAUUUUCUGCACGGUGCAGCAUACCGCACUUGGCUCUUGUAUGUUUCAUCCUAUUCUAAGAUUUUAUAUCAUUCUUUGUAUAUACAUAUGCGUGAUGCACAGCCGUACUUAUAAAGUCCAGUAUAUAUGCAUUAAGACAUUUCAGGUAAAUGUAGUCUUGUCAUAUAUUUCUAUAGAUAUAUAUUUAACAAUAUUGAUUUUUAAGGAAAACCAUACAUAGCAGUCUGAGCAUGUAUAGCACAAUACACAGCAUCUAAAUGUGUUGAGUAUAUAUUUACUUAUGUACAGUCUCAAGUUAUGCUAUAGGGCAGUAUUUUUAAGGAGUAAAC
Molecule: messenger RNA, 3865 nt
Organism: Eriocheir sinensis (Chinese mitten crab)
Lineage: Eukaryota; Metazoa; Arthropoda; Malacostraca; Decapoda; Varunidae
Product: bestrophin-2-like
Exons: 10
Coding region: 996-2867 (623 amino acids)
Molecular function (GO): chloride channel activity
Source: RefSeq, a predicted model, not a curated record